Dimorphilus gyrociliatus is the source of this 1045-nucleotide messenger RNA. NCBI's taxonomy places the organism in Eukaryota, Metazoa, Annelida, Polychaeta, Dinophilidae. The record is from the annotation of a GenBank genome assembly.
AAUGCUACGAACUGUCGAAGAAAAAAAGGAAAGGCGAGACGAUGACGAAGAAUAUGGAAGAGCAAUUGCUACAACUUCGUCCGCAUCGUCUUGCUGCUAUAAUAAUGCUCCUUACUGCCAAUACGAAGAAGAUACCAGAUACUCGAAUGUAUACGGACAAUCUCAAAACUAUUACGUUAACGUGCCCGAAGAUUAUCAGCAACGAGUCGUCAAUCCACGGAUCGUUCAACCGAACUUGCAAUCAUCCGUUUUCCUCUGUAAUAGAGAAUUAUGGUUAAAGUUCCACCAUCAUACAACCGAAAUGAUCAUUACCAAACAGGGCAGGAGAAUGUUUCCAACUCUACAAUUUAGUCUAACUGGCUUAGACGCUAAUAAGUAUUAUAAUGUUUUCGUCGAAAUAGUCCUCGCUGAUCCUCAACAUUGGAAAUUUCAAAGCGGUGAAUGGAAACCUACUGGUCACGCUGAUCCACUUCCUAAAGAUGGACGUGUAUGUCUCCACCCUGAUUCACCAAAUACAGGAGCUCAUUGGAUGAAGCAGGAUGUACUAUUUUCAAAAUUAAAAUUAACGAAUAAUAAAUCUUGUAAACAAGCUGGUUAUAUUAUCUUAAAUUCUAUGCACAAAUAUCAACCAAAACUUCACGUCCUUAACCUAGAGGCGGAUCCAAAUAGUGAGAGGACAUUACAAAGUAUAGCCUUUCCUGAAACUCAAUUCAUAGCUGUAACGGCUUAUCAAAAUACAGAUAUAACGGAAUUGAAAGUUAACCACAAUCCGUUCGCCAAAGGUUUCCGAGACAAUUACGAUAGAACACUUACACCUCCCAAUGUUAUGGAAUCAAACUAUUAUUAUCCUCCUGUACAAACACCGCCAAACUAUUACGUUCCCAACUCAGUAUACGACAUGACUCCCCCUCAUAAUUCUAGUAGUAGUAGCAACGACGAUAUUCUUACACCGCCUAUGACGAAAAGACGGAGGACGGCAGAAGAUAAUUACGUUGCCACAGCAUAUUGCGGACAAUACGACUACAAUCAAGGCUACUACCAUUGA